Messenger RNA from Colius striatus (speckled mousebird), 6253 nucleotides. RefSeq names its product thiosulfate sulfurtransferase like domain containing 2 (gene TSTD2). The record is from RefSeq and is a predicted model, not a curated record. The transcript is spliced from 9 exons. The coding region runs from base 20 to 1492 and encodes 490 amino acids. Lineage: Eukaryota; Metazoa; Chordata; Aves; Coliiformes; Coliidae.
GGCGGCGGGAGCGGCCGCGAUGGUGCCGGGAGAGGCAGCGCCCCCCGUGUCGGGGCCGCCGCGGGACUGCGCCGCCGCCGGCAAGCAGCGCGCCUUCGCCCGCAGGAAGGCCUUUUCCCUGUUCGUCAAAGCGAAGGAGGUACCGAGCGCGGCCCGGGGUCCCGCCGGCGGAGACGGCGCGCGGUGGCGGUGCUGCCGGCAGGCGUUCCAGGAGCUCUCCGGCAUCCACAGGCACGUGGCUCUGCAUCACGCCGCGGACAUCGGGCGGCAGGCGGGGCUGGGGGACCCGGGGCCGGCGGAUGCCGGGCGGCAGGCAGGGCUGGCUGCGAAGCAAGCAGCAGCGGGAGUCAGUCCCUCGAGCGGCCCGGCUUCUGCGGGCAAAGCAGAUGGACUAUAUGGGCGCUCCCGCAGCGGUCCUGAGAUCUCCUGUACGCUCCCAGACACAAGACACAUUAGCUGUGAUGAUCUGACAAGUAAGGUGGGAGAAGUACUUCUGUAUUACUGUUACUGUGAGGUGAAGGACCCAGAGAAACUCUGUGAUUGGCAAAAGGCUCUGUGCCAGCAUCUGCAUCUCACUGGGAAGGUACGAGUUGCUUCAGAAGGGAUUAAUGGGACAGUUGGUGGAAGCAAAGUAGCUACCAGUCUCUACAUUGAAGUUAUGCUUGCCCAGCCUCUUUUCAAAGACAUUUUGUGUCAAGAAGAUUUCAAGAGCAGUGCAGGAGGAGCUCACUGUUUCCCAGACCUUCGAGUUGGAGUUUUCAAGGAAAUCGUACCUAUGGGCAUUGAUCCAAAGAUUGUGUCUUAUAAAGAAACUGGAAUCCAUUUAUCCCCUCAGGAAUUUCAUAGAGAAGUAGAACAGUAUUUGUCUCAGGCCAGUCAAGGACAAAGCGAUACCAUCUUACUGGACUGUAGGAACUUCUAUGAAAGUAAAAUAGGACAUUUCCAGGGCUGUCUGGCUCCAGAUAUCAGGAAGUUCAGCUACUUUCCCAGCUAUGUAGAUGAAAACCUGGCACUUUUUAAAGACAAACGUGUCCUGAUGUACUGCACAGGAGGGAUUCGUUGUGAAAGAGGCUCUGCUUACCUACGGAGCAAGGCAGUGUGCAGAGAGGUUUACCAGCUAAAAGGUGGAAUUCACAAGUACCUGGAAGAGUUUCCAGAUGGAUUCUACAGGGGGAAGCUGUUUGUAUUUGAUGAUCGUUACGCCAUUUGUUCCAAUGAAGAUAUCAUCUCAGCAUGUAGAUACUGUGGGACACUGUGGGACCAGUAUAAACUUUGUUCGAGCCAGCACUGCCGGCAGCUUGUCCUGACAUGUCCAAGCUGUCGCAACAAAGGUCUCACAGCUUGCUGUCCUGUUUGUCAAGAUAAAGAGCUCAAGGUGACUUCAAGGGCUUCAGGACAGACACUUAAGGAGGAGUGUGAAUGUACAAGGAGACGGCCAAGGGUACCCAUUGAACAUAUCUCACAAAGGAUGCUGGAUGCAGGAAAAGAAUAAGCUGUUUCUUUAGCUAAUCUGACAGUGUGCUAAAUGCCAAGGGCUUCUAAAACCAGAUGGUUAUGGUUAGAAGGGACUUUAAAGAUCAUCUAGUUGCAAGCCCCCUGUCCCAUGGGCAGGGACACCUUCCACUAGGCCAGGUUGCUCAAAGCCCCGAUGGGAAUCUGUUACCCAGUUAGGUUGGAAAUCAUCAAAAUGUGUUGGCAUGGAAAAUCUUGUUCAAAUGCUGCCUUUAAGCCUAGAUUGUACCCUGAAACUCAUACAUUACUUGAUUUUAAGCUACCGGAGUGCCCAACCCACCACCAGCAUUACAAGAUUCUUCUCCCUGGAUAGUCUUGUAGCAUAGCUUCUACUACAGGAAUUCUGGAGCAGAGUAUGUGAGAUGGGGGCUGCACACCUGCACACAAUUCAAAAGAAACUGAAGAGAGACAGGAACAAUUUACAUACUUUUCCUUCUGGUGGAGAUGGAUCUUUCUGACCUUUUCCCUUGAUCAUGCAUUUGCUUCAAUAGCUCGUGCCAGGGUGUUAGAACAGCAGAUGGAUCAGUUGCGUGUGAGUACGUGACUGGAUCUGAGCUGAAGAUAUUUUCCAUGCAUACGCCAUCUGCCUGCAUUGCUUGUAUUAUGUACCAGAGAGACGCAAGGGGUAGUUACCUUAAGUCACUGACUUGACUCCUGUGAAAAGCUGGCUGAAGGCAGCAUAAGGACCCCUCUUGUAACUGGAGCAAAGGCUCACAGAUACUGUCUUCCCAGCUGUAUUUGUGUGUGACCUGUAGGAUGAAUGGCAGAAGUGAUCCUCAUUCCAAUGCUCUGUCUCCCCAGGAACUGUUAUUUCCCUCUACUUGUCAGUACAGAAAUAUCCAGGGCUCAGCUCUGCUUGCAUUAGAAAAAAAAUGACAUUUGGAAGCAUGUUGAAACUGAGACACACAGAGUGAAGCAGAGAGACUGUCAAAAUAGCAGCAUUAUGGCACUGGAAGUGAUGCUGACAUGUGUGCGUAAGUGUUAGCAUAAAUGCCAUAAGGAGACUGCAAGAUCCUUUACCCCAGUUAAAUAAUUUGAGAUUUGGGGAGCAUUUGUGCUUUGUAAACAUAGGUUGAGGUUUAAAGCUGAGAGAUGUUUAUACAAUUUGCAGCUCCCAUUAGUGAAGAAAUUGUCUUUCUUUGAAUUUGAAGGGAUCCACAGCAACGAGCUCAAAAUACUUUUCUGCCUGCUGCUUCAUGUGCCUGAUGCUGAAGAAUGUACAGAAAGGUUUUAUUAAUAGAGUAGAUUAUGUGUCUUGACUCAAAAAAUGUCUCUGAAACUUACUGUCACUCUUGGUACUAAAUAGUAGUUAGUCGCUAGGAAAUCAAAAUCACUCAUUGAUUUGUUGGGGUUUUUUUACUGGCAACUGCUCUUAAAAGCAAGAGAAUGGUUCACUCAGGUUUCUGCAGUUGCUUGACAACAGUUAGGGUGAUGUUAUUUUCAUAUAGAUUGUAACUUUCUCCCACAGUGCUCAGCAAGGCCUGAUUUUUGGCAUGACCAGCAACUAAAAGAUACGGGCAUUGGUUGCAUUAAAGCCAUGGCAAGCAUUUCUUUUUGCUUCCAGUAUUACCACUGAGAAAACAGUUCAGCAACUGUCCUUAUGAUGGUUGCUUUCAUAGAGGAAAACUUUGAAACUUAUUAAUAUCUCCUUUGGGAAUCUUUCUAGAAUGGUAUUUAGUAGUAAAUCUGUGCAUGGUCUGUACUGGAGAAGAAACUGGAAAGUUCGCGUUAGUAGACACCUUCAGCAGAAGCUUGAGCAAUACCUGUGGUCACUUGGCAUCUCGCCUCUCAGGCUUUGCUGGCCAGUUAACCUCUCUGCUUUUGGGGACUGGAAUAUUUGUAGAAAAACGUGUGAGCUCUACUUGGUCUACAGCACUGAUCGUCUACAGCUCACAUGUUAUGCUCUCUCAGUCCAUCAGCAAGUCUGGAACGCUUGGCAUGUAUUUGUUAGAAGGUUGCUCCUAUAUCACGUAUCAGUACAAAAUGGCAACAGAGCUAUAUUUUAUAUAUAAACUUCUGAAACUGAUGAUUGUAACUAACUUCUAGUGCUUCCAUUUUAAUUUUUAAAGUACUGCAUACAUACACUUCAUCUGUUAGGCUAGAGAUGCUUAAUUCUGCAGAGGUAAAUGAUGAAACCUAGCUAUCUGUCUACCAAGUGGCAGAUCUGGCUACAAGGUACUAUUCUUCUGAGAGCUCCUGGCAGCUAGAGGUUCUAUCUUAAAGGCAGAGAAAUGCCAUGGGACCACUUCUGGUCCUUGCUGCCCUGAGGCAAAGGAGGAGAAGAGUUUGAGGUAUACAGAUGGAAGCCCAUAAAGCCAAGUUCCCUCUGCUACAGAGAGAGGAGGGUAAAACAUCCCUAGCGUCCUUCUUGUAGCUUCUGCAUCCUGUCUCCUGUAUGAGUUUUGUCAGGUUAAUGUAAACAAGAACUUGCCAUAUGAAGUGCUGUGUGGUGAUACCCAGACAGCCCAGUGGUGAUACCUAAGAGAGGUACAUUAGCUCCAGGAGAGGAGAGAGUUAAGCAGGAUUGUGUCUGCCAGACUCUGCCCUAGGCAGAUGGCUUUUCCCCUCCCCCCUUUUCCUGGAGUGCUGCUGGUGAUCCCUUUGCUCCUAAAUAUCACCAUUUUGUAUCUCCAUCGCUGCACAGCUUGAUUCGUUUUACCACAAAGCCUGAUGCCUCUCAUCACAGCUUUUUUUCUGCUGCACAGCUCUUAUAUGCAUUUUUCACCAAAGUGACUCUGUAAGGAUCAACUGAGGAACGUGCAGUGAUCCUAACACCUUAAUACAGGUUGGGGCUGCAUGGUUAAUUUGGAUGGUGCUACACAGGACAAGGUUCCUGUUUUUUUUUUUUUCCCUUUUUUUGUUUAAAGGUCUGCUUUCUUUCCUUUGGGAAAAAUUGCUGUUGUAUCUGUGGUAGCACUCCCUGCUCUGCAGAUGCAUCUCCUUGCCUGUCUGUGUUUCCCAGCACCAUCAGGAUUUCCCAGGAUAAGAUUAAUUUAUGUUCUUCUGAAGCCAAUGGAAGAGCUGAGCCCAUACCAUGCAAAUCUGAGUGGAUGGCUCAGCUGAAACCACGUGGCUGUGGCUGGAUGAUUUAGUUGACCAUUUUUGAAGCUGUUGCAGUGCAUGUGGAAGAAAAGAGGCUGUCUGACAGUUAGGGUUUGCUUUUUCAAAUGUGUUUUCAAGCAUUUUUUCUUGGUAUUCUUUUCAUUUUCUGAUACGAAACAGGCGGAAGAAUGAGCCAUAGUGAUUUUAUUUGACACCACUGGGACAUUUAUUAAGAUUUAAAGAGCAACAAAUAUGUCCCCCACACUGCUGAAUGUAUACUGUUUGUCUGCCUUGUUGGUCAGAGCUAAAUUGUGGGUGGCAUUUGCACACAAGCUCUGAGCAAAUCUGUGGGGCUUCUGGAAAACAAGUAAAAGACUGCAAAACUUGACCCUUAGCAGACACAUGCAGAGAGAUUCCUUGCAAGUGAGGACAUUUUCUAGGUCAGACAAAGAAUGAAGCUUUAGCACAGCAAUGCUUCUGCCAGGAGACUUCCUACCGAGCAGGAUCCCCGCCCCCACAGGCUCCCACCCACGCUCCUAGCAGGAGUUUUGGAUGGGAUAGUGCUGGGUCCCAGUCCACUUUGUGUCUGGAAGCUACCCAGCCUGUGGGGAAUACCUCUCGGGCUAGACAUGGGCAGUUGACUGCCUGACAGAAUGAUGUGAGCCUGUGUGAGGUGAAAGUUCAGGGCUGGGGUAUUUUACUUAACAGCUUUUCUAGGGCACAACUUUGAGUGUUGUAUUUAUGCAGACAUUUUAGGGGUGGCACUAAAAGACACAAGCCCUUAGCAGAAAAAAGAUUGGAAUUAGUGGACAUGGUCAUCUAGCCAAAACAGUGAAGACAGAUAAUCUGGUGUGUUCCCAGUGAAUAUCUGGAAACGCUAGGAAGCUGAAGGGUGUGGGGGGACUAGAAGAGAGGUCUCUGGUUUACUGAUUAGUUAGGCCACCUCUGCACGGUUAGGAUUUGCCUCUGGAGGUGACUGUUCUCUUCAGAAAUGCGUGGGAUAAGAUGAUAUUAACCCAUCCUGAACUGCUCAAUUUUUGAAACUGUCUCAUAAUUGGUGGCCUUAAAUUCCAUUUAAUCAGGGGGUGGAGAUAAUUUUUUUUUAUUCUAAGAGACACAGGGAUGCAUUGAAAAAGCAUAUCUAAGUUACUGACUCAGCAAAAAUGUCAGUAGAAAAUUGUAAUUCACAGUUCUUGAAAUUAGCCAUAUCUUCAGAUAGUAGAAGUACUUGUUAAAGUGGUUGCUUCUCUGUAGCUACUUGAGAUCAAUUUGGGGAAAAAAAAUAAAGUAUUUUUUUAAUACUUGUAUAAUUUGUGUGGAACAGUUGUAUCACUCAUGCAUACCACAUCCUAACUGUAUCAAACACCGUGCGGGAAGUUUACAGAAAAAUUAGGUCCCAGGUUAAUAAAGAGUCAUUUUCACACUGGGACAUACUCUAAACUGAGAUUGCAUAAAUUUGUCUUGAAUAGUUUCCAGCUCUACAGAAAAACAUGAACAGUCCUACUGCAUAAAAUCUUCAACUACAGCCACGAGUUAAUUUAAACUGUUAGUGCAUAAACCAGAACCGAGGCACCACAAAUACUCUGUCAAGGCACUUAUUGCCUUUAGAUUUCCACAGUGUAGCACAGACCACCGGGAACGACCUCCAUGGCCAGGGACUAGACUCCAGUUCUGCACUUGGGAAAAAUAGGCCCAUUCA